Messenger RNA from Miscanthus lutarioriparius, 216 nucleotides. Lineage: Eukaryota; Viridiplantae; Streptophyta; Magnoliopsida; Poales; Poaceae. The record is from the annotation of a GenBank genome assembly.
AUGGUGGUGAUCGGCGGCCUCGACCCGUUGCAGGAUUGGCAGAGGCGGUACGCCGACGUGCUGCGGCGGAAGGGGAAGGCGGUGCGGGUGGUAGAGUUCCCGGAGGCCAUUCACACGUUCUUCUUCUUCCCCGAGCUCCCCGACUGCGCUAGGCUCGUGGAGGCGAUGAAGGCGUUCAUAGAUGACAGCAACGCAUCCUCUGACUCGGCUGCCUGA